Molecule: messenger RNA, 687 nt
Organism: Condylostylus longicornis
Lineage: Eukaryota; Metazoa; Arthropoda; Insecta; Diptera; Dolichopodidae
Product: adult-specific cuticular protein ACP-22-like
Exons: 3
Coding region: 13-477 (154 amino acids)
Cellular component (GO): extracellular matrix
Source: RefSeq, a predicted model, not a curated record
GUGAAUAUAAAAAUGCAAAGUUUCAAUUUCGGAUUAUUCUUAAUUUUUAUGUUACUUUCAAUAUUUACAUUAAUUAAAGCUGGAGAACAUCAUCAAGAGCAUAUUGAUCAUAAUGAUUAUCAUGACUAUCAUGCACAUCCUAAAUAUAAAUUUGAUUAUGGUGUGCAUGAUGCCCACACUGGUGAUAGUAAAAAUCAAUGGGAAAUAAGAGAUGGUGAUAUUGUUAAAGGUGGAUAUGAAAUUCAUGAACCUGAUGGCACAAAACGUGUUGUUGAAUACAGUUCAGAUAAACAUACUGGUUUUAGUGCACAUGUUAAAAGAGUUGGUCAUGCUCAACACCCUCAUGUGUAUGGAUAUCAGCAUGGACAUGAAGAGGAACACGGACAUGAACACGAACACAUUGAACAUCAUGGUGCCACCAGUUAUGCCAAUGUAAAUUUGCAUCAUGAACCUCAUCAUAUCAUACAUCAUCCUUAAAUACAAAGAUUUCUUUUUUAAGUAGGUAUCUACAUAUUAUUUACUAUAUGUAUUUACUUAGUAAUAAAUAAAUUAAUAAUGUUUGUGUUUGUGAAUUUCUAAAUAGAAGUAAGGGGCAAUCGAAAAGUGCAAUAAUAAAAUUUUUCUUUUUAUUUUAAUUCAAUAUUUACACUUACAUUUAAUUAACAUUAGGAAAAUUAAAUUAAGAAA